Messenger RNA from Paramecium pentaurelia, 291 nucleotides. The record is from the annotation of a GenBank genome assembly. NCBI's taxonomy places the organism in Eukaryota, Ciliophora, Oligohymenophorea, Peniculida, Parameciidae.
AUGUGUGAAAAUUAAGAAAUCUUUUGGAAGAACAUGAUUAAAUCAUUAUUGACAGAUAAUACAUUAAAUAUUAUAAGAAAUUAAUUUGAAUAAAUUAAAGAGCUUACAAGUUUUGAAAUUUCAUAAGAGGAUGAAUAAAUGAUGGUUGAUCAAAUUCACAGAGAAUUAACAAAAUCUAAUAUUCUAAAAUAUUUUUUUAAUUCUAUUUGGAUUUGGACACCAUAUUAUUAAGAGUGUUAAUAACAGCUUAUAUAAAAUCUUGUGCUGAAUUAAAAUACCUUACAAAGGUGA